UCGAACUUCACACAAGCUUUUGUUUGAGUGUUUAAGGCAAACUGUCAAAUUGCUUUGGGAUCAAUUUCACGUAAUUAUAUAUAGAUGGGAGAUGAAAACGAGGACAAACAUGAGACUUCUGAGAAAGGACUCUUUUCAUCGUUCGGUUCUGGAUUUGGUUCCGGACAUGGAGGACAGUAUGUUAAACCAUGCCCUCCACAAGGAUAUGGAUACCCCCCACAGCCACAACAAACACAGUAUUCAUCAUAUUCAUACUCCUCUUCAGGCGGGAACUCUCCAACUGGAUAUCCUUACUCUGGAGGGUAUCAACAGGCCUCCUACGCUGGUGGAUAUCCGCCAGCCGGUGGUUAUUCAUCAGGUUUAACAACUUCAUAUCAUUCUGAAGCGCAUGAAACAUCUAGCAUGGGAAUGGGAGGGAUGUUAGCUGGUGGAGGUGGUGCUGGUGGAUCUGCUGCGUAUGGGGCUAAUCAUCUUAUGCAUGGGGUUGGGGGCCAUGGCUAUGGAGGUUCCCACGGCAUGUUAGCUGGUGGUGGUGGUGCUGCUACUGGGGCUAAUCAUCUUAUGCAUGGGGGUGGGGCUCAUGGUUAUGGAGGUUCCCACGGCUAUGGAUGUCCCCACGGCUAUGGAGGUUCCCACGGCUAUGGGGGUUCCCACGGUUAUGGAGGUUCCCAUGGCUAUGGUUAUGGCAGGUCCAUUGACAGGUCCGUUUAGUCGAUCUAGGAAACUAUCUUGGUCGGUUCAUCAAGAUUGAAGUCUAUAUAUAAUCUACGCCCUCUAUAAUAAGAAAAUGCUAGAGAGACUACAUUUAGAAUUCACGUUUGACUACUUUUCUUAUAAAUAUGAAGUAUAUCUCUAAUAGAAAAGUGGUAUAAUAUAGUAAUCUAAAAUGUAAUCUCCUCACUUGUUAGCAUUACUUUUUAAUAAUUACUUUAGUCA
Molecule: messenger RNA, 936 nt
Organism: Malus domestica (apple)
Lineage: Eukaryota; Viridiplantae; Streptophyta; Magnoliopsida; Rosales; Rosaceae
Product: glycine-rich protein A3-like
Source: RefSeq, a predicted model, not a curated record